Rhizoctonia solani is the source of this 837-nucleotide messenger RNA. RefSeq lists its product as uncharacterized. The coding region runs from base 1 to 837 and encodes 278 amino acids. NCBI's taxonomy places the organism in Eukaryota, Fungi, Basidiomycota, Agaricomycetes, Cantharellales, Ceratobasidiaceae. The record is from RefSeq and is a predicted model, not a curated record. The transcript has a single exon.
AUGCCGCCCCCCACUGGUUCGGUAUCGUAUAGUUUGUAUCAGGGCAGCGGUAUCAAUACUGCGACGGAUUUAGCAAGCUCUGCAUUACCUACGCAGCUUAUAUUCGAUACCAGGGCCGGUGGACCACCUGUUGGAAUUGGGACCACAGGGAAUGCAGCGACAAUGAGCGUGUCCCCCAUAUUCGUUGGAACAGCAGACGUUGCUAAAUCUGUCAUUACCAUCUCGGCCUCGUCGAUUGCUCCGAUCCAGACUGCUGUCACCGAAGGGCCCAUAAAAAUGCCUCUGCCAUCACUCGCAAUUGUGCUGAUAGCCGCUGGUGUUGUCGCCUUUCUGCUCAUUACGACGCUUUUCCUCAUUGUAUGGUGCCGCAAGCGAUCAUAUAGGCGAGGUCUCCAUCGCCGUGCCCAGUCAGAAGAGUUUGGCAACGCCCCACCCGCCGGCGGGGUGAUACGCAAACUCGGACCCGCAUUCGAAAAAUCCGCAUCCGCCGCCGAUCCGUUCUCAGAUAUUCACGCAUCAGAGCCCCCGACCGAUACCGAUCCAUUCGCAGACCCCGAGAAACCUACUCAUGGGCACACACGGACAGGGUCGGAUUCAUUCCUGAGCAUGAGGCCACCUAGGGCCCCAUAUACACAUCAACCAUCUGCCUCGACAGGUUCGACAGAGUCCAGCCGAGUGAGGAAGCGUGAGAUGGAGGAGGCCAGGCGGAAGGAUAUGGCUGCGCUCAAUAAUCUUGUACGCGCACUAGACCAGAAGGAGCGCCAGGCUCAGGCGGAAGGACGUGACCGAAGAAGUUUGCCCCCCGUCGAGCUGUUCAAGGCCGCGCUAGUACGAUGA